This is a messenger RNA of Frankliniella occidentalis (western flower thrips), 5298 nucleotides long. It is a transcript of the gene Cap-G, whose product is annotated as condensin complex subunit 3. Gene Ontology annotation, biological process: mitotic chromosome condensation. Bases 118 to 5076 code for a protein of 1652 amino acids. The transcript is spliced from 20 exons. The record is from RefSeq and is a predicted model, not a curated record. Lineage: Eukaryota; Metazoa; Arthropoda; Insecta; Thysanoptera; Thripidae. Gene Ontology annotation, cellular component: condensin complex; cytoplasm; condensed chromosome.
AAACCGUUACAGUUGACAUCGUUAUCGUUACGAAAACAUUCAAACAGACGCGUCUCUGAAGAAUGCAGCGAACCUUAUUUCUGAGCUAAAAAAUUAAGUGCAGAAAAAGAUAGGAAGAUGAAUUCAACAGACGUGAAGCGGAUGAAGGAAAUAUUUCAUCAAUCCCAGUUUAGUGUAACGUCCCAUGAACGACUUUGCAAACAAUUAAGGCAACUGUACGAAAAGAAUUCGCUCGAUUCUUUCUCGAAUGAAUACAUAAAAUGUUUACAAGUGCCUCUGAUUCAAGGGGAAAAGUUUCGACCUGUGGAAAAUAUUCUCAGUUUUGCCUCCAAAUUUAUUGCUUCCCACCUUCAAUCGAAACCUGUCCCUGUCGAUGUUGAAGAGGAAGAGAGAGAAGACGAAGAGAUAUCUCCAUUUGCUCUCAAUGUUUUAAAAUUUUUGUUUGAGAACCACAACUCUGACUACCAAGCAAUUCGCUUCAGAGUUUGCCAGUUCAUAAACAGGAUUCUGAAUGGUUUAGGGAAUGAAGCGUGUAUUGAUGAUGACUUGUGUGAUCAAAUUAGUGAAUGCAUGAUGGAAAGAUUGCAGGAUAAGGCCCCUGCUGUUCGCAUGCAAGCUGUCUUGGCUCUCCAUCGGUUGCAAGAUCCAGCUGAUGCAUCUUGCCCAGUAAUGAAAGCAUUCAUGUUUCACAUGUCUUCUGACCCCAGUGCUGAAGUACGUCGUGCUGUACUCACAAACAUUGCUAUUACUGCCCCAUCUGUACGGGGUAUUCUUGAACGCACUCAUGAUAUUAAAGAUACUGUGCGGCGUUCUGCAUUUUUAAGUCUUUCCAAGUUAAGCGUCCAGAGGUUUACAAUAAUACAAAGAGUCCGACUUCUCACUGAUGGCCUGAAAGAUCAUGCAGCUAUUGUUCGUGAUGCUGUUUCUAAAGCUAUGCUACCAGCUUGGCUCCAAUUUUACAAAGGAAGUUUCUUGUCACUUUUACAUGCUCUGGACUGUGAAAAUGCAACUGAAAUAUCAUCCAUAGCUUUACGAGCUCUUUUCAAAUCUGAGCCCUUGAAAGCAGUUUUAGAAGAGCUCACUAAUUUGUUAAAUGAGGACAAAGUGAUACCAAUUGAGGAGCUCAGUCCAGAGAAUGUUCUGUACUGGCGAUUGUUGUCUGAAUAUCUUGAGGCCCACCCUGAAAUUGCUGAUGACCGCCCUAUUGAUGAGCCUCUUCCAGAACUAUUACCUGAGCUCUCAACUUUCUGCAAUUACAUUAAACAGUAUCAUGAUACUAAGUCUCUUGCCGAAGCAGAGCAUUGGGUGGUACUUCAACACCAGUACAUUUUAAUUCAAUUACUGGAACUUUGCAAAGGUUUCGAUUUGGCUGAUGAAAUGGGAAGAACCAAUUUAAAAGAUUUAUGUUUAUAUCUUUUAACAAACAACUCUGUACCUGAAAUUGUUGUGCCUGUCAUUAUUCAACUUAUGGUCAGAAUUGUUCCUCAAGUGGAGGACCGUCUUCAGGCACUUGCUGAGGCAAUAUCUGAAGUAAGAGAGCCAAUGACAGAACAAGAAGCUGAACCUGAAGCACCUCAAGCACCACCUCUGUCUGCUGAUGAACAGAGGCAAAAGGACCUCAAGCAAGCUUCAAUUCGUGUAAAAAUUAAUGAAUUGAAAGAAGAACAAGAUGAUGCCGUCAGAGAAAAAAAUUAUACUAAAGCCCAAAAGCUUCAAGAGGAGUGUGAAACCCUUCAAUGUGAAUUAAAAACUUUGAUGGAAGGCACUCCUGCACUGCCACCCCCUCCAACUCGAGUAGAGAUUCGAGAUUCGGUGAAAGAUGAAUUAGCACUUCGUAAAUGUCUACGUAUUGUAAGGGAGAUGACCCAGUCAGACUCUGUGAAAAGCCUCUCUGCUACUCUUCGUUCAUUAAUGCAAAAUUUUAUCCUGCCAUGUUUGGAGGAAGAAAGAACUCCCAUCAUAAGGAAUAAAGCUUUAGAAGUUUUGGGCAUUUUCUCCCUUCUUGACAAGACGUUGGCCAAAGAAAAUUUCUUCAUGUUCUGUUUCCAGAUUGCCAAUGAUGAAGUCUGUGAAGUAGCCCUGAAAGUGACUUUUGAUCUCCUGCUCCAAUAUGGUCUGGAAACCUUCCAAAUUCUUGAAAAAGAGGAAAAUGGAGAGGUAUCUACAAAGAAGAAGACGAGAAAGAAGAAGAAUCUUUUUCCAACUGAUAUGUGUGAUGAUGACUUUGAUACAGAGGAAGAUGAAAGCCAAGAAACUCAGACAACUUUCUCCAGUGGAUCAAGUGGAAAUACUUCUAAUUUAAUCUCAAUGUUGACAUCUCUCCUUGAUAGUGCUUCAACGUCUAUGCGCAAUUUGGCAAUGGUAGGUUUAUAUAAGCUCCUUAUGGCCUGCCGUAUCACAUCUUCAGCUCUUUUGUCUCGUCUCAUUUUAAUGUGGUACAGUCCUGUAACAGAUGGAGAUGAAAGCUUGCGACAGCCACUUAGUUAUUUCCUAACUCUGUAUGCUAGUCAAUGUCCUCGUAGUCAAGAAACCUUGGAACAAGCGUUCAUGCCUACCUUGCGAACUCUAAUGCAGGCUCCAGUUACUAGCCCUCUCACUCAAAUAGAUAAAGAGAGUGUCUCUCGUCUUCUGUUAAAUCUUACAAGACCUGGAAUUAAUAAGUAUCAUUCUAAGAUGAGUCACAUUCAUAACAAUCUUGCCUUAACCAUUUGUAAUGCUAUUCUAGACUGUGAUGAUAGCACAAAUGUUGCUGUUCUCUUAAAAGCACUGUCUGCCUUGGAAUUAUCAUUAGAUGAUGCUGUGUACCGGGAAGAACUGAAAACUCUUGUUAAAAGGGUCAGAGAGAUUUUCAAUAUUUCAAAGGAAAAGUUAUUUAUUCGGUCCCUUGAUAAAAUCAGAACACUUAUAGAACUUGCUGCUGACAAUGUUUCCAUGCGAACAACAGAGGUUGAUAAUACAGCAGCUUCCAGCCAGCUGGAAGCCACUCAAAGUGUCAGAGGUUCUAUUCAGUGUAAUGACACAAAUAACAGGAAUAUUGAAGGUUCUCAUCCUCACACCUUAGUUGGUGAUUCUGAUGAUGAAGAUACAUAUCAUACAACAACUUCUAACAUUAUCAUCCCACCUAGUCCACCACGUGAUGAGGCUAGUGAUGGUGAAGAAAUGGAAAAAGAAGAGUCUGAAGAGCAAGCCAGUCAAAUCAAAGAGAGAGAGAAGGAAGAUGUUUUUAAGAAACCAGCUACGAAUGGAAAAUCAAUGAGGAGUAGAACUCGCAAUCGAGGCAUAAGUGCUGCACCUGGUGACAAUGAUACGUCUCCUGUGGCUAAAAGGAAAAAGGCUGACGAAACCCAAGUUGAUCAAAUAAGGAAGAGUCGGUUCACUAAAAGUGCAAAGGCGAAAGAGGUGGAGGGCCAAUUGGAAGCCCAAUCUGCAACCAGCCCUCUGUGUCUGGCUCAGAAAACAAACUCACCUACUGUUACAAGGAAUGCUAGAAACUUAAGAAAAGAAAAUGACACUAGCUCUAGCAUUGCUAGAAACAUUCAAAGUGGCAAAAGGCAAAUUAACCCAACUGAAAAGGGCUCAACUUUGAAAACUUUCCAAAAUAUCACCCCACCUACAGGAAAAGGUUCUGAUGCACUUGCUACUGUAUCACCUCGUCUUACUCCACCAUCCAAAAGAAUUAGAAAAUCUUUACCCAGUGAAGUUUCAAGUACAGCUGAUAGCAGUACGCAGGCACAAACUUCUGAAGUCUCAGGCUCCUUUUCCACCAGCAAUGAUUCACCAGCUCGACCUAACACAAGACGAAGUAUAGCAAAUCGGACAGACAGAGAUUCUCUAGAGUCUCCCCCGGUCUCAGCAGCACAACUUCGUUCAAAGAUGGAGAAGAAUGCCAACAAAGGUCAGAAAAGCACAAUUGAUAAAAAGGGUCUGAACUCAAAUGGAUCAUCUCCAUGUAAAAGUUCUUCUGGUGAAUCCCAGAUCAAGAAUUCGAAUGAAAAGAAAAAGACUCCCUCAUCUGAUGAUUCAUCGACACCUACCUCUUGCCCUGAGGUUGAUGCCGUCUCUUCUACUAUUCCUAAAAGAAAUCGCAAUGCCAAGGGUGAUGCUAAACAAUCUGGAAAAAUUCUGGAUACUCAGCCCAGGACCACUCGAUCAAAAACUGAAUCAGAUGAAUCGCCUUUGAGAGAAACUCAGGCUAGACAAAGAUCUGGACGCUCAAAAAUUGGAGUGUCACUACCUGAGCCUGUCUCACAGGGACAAAGCAGGUCUGUUUCAGACAGCGUUCCAUCGGACUCUGACUCCUCUCCUGCACCUCUGCACCCCAAUAAGCAAAAGAAACUCAAAAGCCAAAAUGCUCAGGAAAAUAUUAACAAAAAAACAACUAGUGCAUCAAGCACAGAUGUUGAAUCUGACAUAUCCCCUGUCAGAAUGGCUCCUAGGCAAAAAAGGCGCGAGCAGGUGAAAGGCAUUGAAAAACUGCCAGAAAGGUCUAUGACCUCUGUCCCCACAAGGGCUACGCGUAGAAGUACUACUUCACAAUCAGACUCUGAGGGAACUCCACAGCCUUCAAAUACCUCCUAUUCAGACCAAUCCCCUGCCCUGCACAGCAGGGCACUGCAAAAAGAAGAUAAAGGACAGUCACCUUCACCUUCCUCAGCAGCUCAACUAAAACAGAAAUUAUUGAAGAAAAAUGUCAGUAAGGAAGGUUCUUCUAAAGUUAUUCCAGGAGAGAAGUCUGAAGAAUCUGAUUCAGUACCUUCACCCACAACACGAUCAUCGAGAGGGAAGGCUGCUAUUGUUUCUGUAGCAAAGACUCAACCAACUAAAAAGAGACCAGCUGAAGCACUAAAAUCCACUAGUUCAGAGGGGCUUGAUUCAGAUUCCUCUCCAUCUGUAAGCAAAGUGAAACAGGCGCAUAGCAAAAGCAAAGGAGCCUCAAACAACUCGACUCCUGUUCACCCUGAGAAGAAAACUCGAACCAAGACCCCCAGUAUAGAGUCCUUGCCCGCUCGUCGUUCCCUUAGGUCUUCUGUUGAAACACCAUCACCCAGAACAAGGAGUGGAAAGGUUAAAAUUUAAAAUGAACAUUCUAUGUGAAUGUUUGUAUUUGCUACAUCCUGCUGUAGGCACUAUGCAUGUAUUAUUAGCUUUAUUUACUAUAAAUUACUAACACUGAAACUAUGAAAUUUUAAAGAUCUGUUUUAAUGUAUUUAUUUGAUGGAUGUAUAAGUAAUUAAGAAAUCUUAAACAUCAUGAUUUUUUAUUUUUUAAUUCAGUUAUAAAUAUAUCCAUCUUUUUAAA